Molecule: messenger RNA, 3724 nt
Organism: Drosophila arizonae
Lineage: Eukaryota; Metazoa; Arthropoda; Insecta; Diptera; Drosophilidae
Source: RefSeq, a predicted model, not a curated record
GGUUGCGAUCAUCUGGGCACACUUCUGAGAAAUCUGUGCAGACAAAGUGAAAAGUGCAAGUGGACAAGGACAGCAAUAUGUGGCGCCUUCAGCUCUUUCUGAUUCUAUCUACCGGCUUCCUCAUACCGUUCGAGGCGAAGCCAACCACGACCUCAACAGCGGCUCCAACCACAGCGUCGUCGGCAGCGGCUAGAAGAGCUGGGAAUAUCGGACGACUGGCGGCGAAGGACCUGGCUGAUCUGCUUGUGGCCAGCAUGCAGGCGCGAGGCAUCAAGCUAUCGGACUCCCAAGAAGCGACGGUCAAGUCCCUGCGCGACAUGGAAGCGACGGAGCUGCAGGCCGGUGCUGUGCUCCUGCAGGUGGGCAUGGAUGUGAUCAUCGAUGUGCUGAUUGGCAGCAGUGCGAGCGGCAGCUGUGAUCGCGUCAUCAAGGACAUCAAGAGGUCGACGGAUAAAAACAGCCUGACGCUCAGUCUGAAAUCCUUCCUGGCCCUCUGCUCCUUCAACAGCAUCGAGUGCUCGCAGAAGCAAGUGGUGCAGAUCAUCAAGAGCACGACAUCCGUCAAGGCUUCCGACCUACCCAUGCUGGGCAGUCGCAGCACGCGCACAGCCCUCCAGCAGGCGGACAAAGCGGCCAACAUCAAAGGCGACCGCGAAUCGAUUGUCAAUUUCCUGCAGCAACGCAGCGUAUCCGAGCUGAGCGCCAUAUUGAGCACCCUGCUCCAAGUGUGCGGCGCCUCCACCGUCGAGACUCAGCGAAUUGUGCAGAAUCUGGUUGAGAUGGGUCCCAAGGACGACAGCAAGGAUUCGGGCGUCAACGUGCUGCAGAUCAACGGAUUUAGCACGCUAAUUAUUUCCCUAACCGACAGCUUGACGUCUAUUGCGAAUGGUAACAAGAGCGGCUUCUGUGCGGCCACGCCAGACAGUUGGAUUGUUCGUCUGCUGGACAUGGGCGUAGCAAAGGUCAUUAUCAUGGGUCUAAUGACCGCACUCGAUCGCUCGCUGCCCACAACCUCCAACACGCUGAUACAGCAAUCGGCGAACUUGGUUAAUCCUGAUGUACCCCUUGGCAAGGACGCACCCACCGCCAAGCGUUCCAGUGGCUCUCUUCCUGUUGUUGGCGGCCUGCUGGGCGGCUCGCUGCCUCUGAAUAUUGCCAAUCAAGGAGGCAACUCGAUUACAACUGGUGCCAAGAAUAUUAUCAGCGGAAAUAACAAUUUCUUUGGACAACUUGUCGAUGCCAAUAUUCCCGCCGCUGUGGAUGCCAAUGUCUUGACCAAUACCGUCGGUACGGUGACAGGCUCCGGUGCCGGAGGUGCCGCUAGCCCAGUCAGCGCGCUGUCUCGAAAUAUUGCCAACCAGGCAGGCAACGCGAUAUCAACUGGUCCCAGAAACGUUGUCACCGGAGAUAACAACUUCUUUGGACAACUGGUGGAUGCUAAUGUCCCUGCGGCUGUGGGUGCCAACAUCCUGACCAACACUGUGGGUACAGUGACUGGCUCUGGUGCCGGUGGCAAUCCCGUCUCAUCUCUACUUUCCUCCGGCAGCUCUAUCCCUCGGAAUAUUGCCAACCUAGGUGGCAACACGAUCACUUCUGGUCCCAAAAAUAUCGUUAGUGGAAAUAACAAUUUCUUUGGCCAACUUGUGGGUCUCGAUGUGCCUGCGGCCGUGGAUGCCAAUGUGCUGACCAACAGGGUUGGAACGGUUACAGGCAACCAGGGUACAGGUGGCAGCGCAGCCGGUUCCUCACUCUCAGCAGCCUCCCAGGCGAUCUCUGGCAAUAUUGCCAACAAGGGCGGUAAUACCAUCACAAAGGGUCCUAAGAAUGUGGUUAGAGGCGAUGGCAACACGUUCAUCACUGGAGUCGAUGGUGAUAUUGCUGCUGGAGUUGGUGCUAAUUUGCUCAACUCUGUUGUGGGCACAGUCACAGGCGGUUCAGGCGGUGCUGGUGGUGCCGGCGGUGCCGGCGGUGCUGCUGGUGGUGUUGGCGGUCUCUUAGGCGGCGUCACUGGAGCUCGCUCGAGCCCUCAAAAUAUUGCCAACAAGGGUGGUAAUACCAUCACAACGGGUCCUAAGAACAUUGUCACUGGAAGCGGCAAUACUAUCAUCAAAGCAGUGGAUGCGGAUGUUUUGGCGGGAGUUGAUGCCAAUGUGCUCAAUAGUGUUGUGGGCACUGUGACAGGCGGAGGCGCUGGAGGCGCUGGAGGCGCUGGAGGCUCUCCUGGUGCUGGUAGCCCAGCCGCUGGUGGUGUCGGUGGUCUGUUAGGCGGUGUUACCGGUACCCUGGGCGGUGUCACUGGCGGACUUUUGGGCGGUGUCACUGGCGGGCUUUUGGGUGGUGUCACUAAAGGCGUUUUGGGUGGUGUCACUGGUGGUGGAGGCGCUGGCGGUCUGGUGGGCGGCGCUACCGGAGGUCUCUUGGGUGGUGGCGGUGCCGGUGGAUCCUCUGGCCGAAAUGUGGCCAACCAAGGCGGUAAUACCAUCACAAAGGGUGCCAAAAAUGUGGUUAGAGGCGAUGGCAACACAUUCAUCACUGGAGUCGAUGGUGAUAUUGCCGCCGGAGUGGGUGUUAAUUUGCUCAACUCUGUUGUGGGCACAGUCACAGGCGGUUCUGGAGGUGCUGGCGGUGCUGGUGGUGCUGGCGGUGCUGGCGGUGUUGGCGGUGUUGUCGGAGGUCUUUUGGGUGGCGGUUCGGGCCAAAACAUUGCAAACAAAGGUGGCAACACCAUCACAACGGGCCCAAAGAACGUGAUUACUGGAAGUGGCAAUACGGUCAUAAAGGGAGUGGACCUUGACUUGGUAGCUGGAAUCGGCGCCAAUGUGCUGAACACCGUUGUGGGAACUGUAACUGGCGGCAAUAUUCCUCGUGACGACAUUGUUCAGGUGGUCGAUCGAGAUGGAAAUCUACUCAUGAACAUCUGGGAUAAGGAUGGCGUGACUGCAACCAAUGUGGCCAAUGACUUCUCCAACACCGUCAACCGGGGUCCCAAGCAAAUUGUGAUGGCUAACGAUACGACGAUCUUGAAGCUGGUGAACUUGGAUGCAUCGGCACUGGCUAAGAUUGAUCUGCUGAACUCGAUCAGAGGCAGCAGCGCUGCCUGCAAUGCCAACAAGCUCGACAACGAGCUGAACACUGGACCGGAGAACGUCGUGGAAGGCAAUCGGAAUACUAUUGUCACGCUGCUGAAUCUCAACUUGGAUGCGUUGGUCAAUUUGCAAGCCCUGAAUAGCGUCAUUGGUAGUGUGGGCAACGAUUGUCCUGUCACACCCGAGCCACCCACACCUGAGCCACCAACUCCGCAGCCACCAACUCCACAACCACCGACUCCACAGCCACCAACUCCGCAGCCACCGACUCCGCAGCCUCCCACACCUUAUCCCCCAACACCCUUCCCACCCACACCCGCGCCUCCCACCCCUAAUCCACCCACGCCCAGCCCCCCUACCCCCAACCCCAACAACUGUUAUCGCCGCUACUGCCGCAGAUGGCGCUAUCGCCCCAGUUACCUGUGCUACAAAAACUGCGGCGGCUCAUACGUCCACAGCCCCUAAGGCAGCGCAGCCCAAAGGAUUCGCUCCGGGCCUUACGUGAGCUGCUUCUAAAAUGGGCUAAGCGAGGCAUCCGUGCGCCCCUCCUAUUUAUAUCGCAUAGCAUGCACCUAUUUAUUUAUUUUGCCUACUUUCUAAGUGAACUUGUUUAAUGUGUUUGAUGUAUUAAAAGACAA